UUGUUGUAGCUCUUUAUUUAUUUCCAGUGCGAGCUGUGUACAAAUAGUGGCAGUUUGAACUUAAUCGGUUGAUCGGUUGCUAUUGAAAACAAAAGCGAUCGGCCAGUGAUCUCAUUUACAAACACCUCGAUACAUGUACAAAGCGCUUCAGUAUAGAAAUGAAAUUAUUGGGAGCGAUGACUUGGUUUAGUAUUACGCUUGGAGCUGUGGUUGGUGGCAUUACAUUUUGGUUGGCUUGUCGCAAGCGCCUUGGUAAACGUAGAGAACAGCCCAGCCCCGAUGAGUGGCAAUCUCUUGGUACACUAAGAGUAAUCAAUUUCUAUCCCAUCAAGGGUGGUGCGUCGAUACAGCUCCAGCAAGUGGAAUGUUCAGAGUUUGGGUUGCAUGUGAAUGGUUUGUGGGAACGUUGCCUUUUAGCAUACGAUGAGUGUGGUGCAAUCGUAUUUGCUGGCUCCUACCCACGUAUGUUGAGUAUUCAACCAGUGAUUGUGGGUGAAAAGGUGUUGCGUUUGGAAGCUCCUAAUAUGCCGCCGCUAACCGUAGACUUGAAUGAAUUGCUGCGGCAACCGUAUGCGGUGGUGGAAAAACGUAAAAAUGGCAAUUUUAAACGUUUGGUCGAAUGCCGAGCUGAGCACAGUGAAUGGUUGUCGCGUGCGGUAUUGCAGCGUGUGCAGGGCUUACGGCUUUAUGUCAAAUUGAGGCCCCGUCAGGGAGAGGCGUUGGACAUCUUCCCGGUCAUGGUGCUGCAUGAACGUUCAGUGCAAGAUUUGAAUGAGCGGCUAAGUGGAAGAACGGAGUCGGUAGACUGUCAACAAUUUCGUGGAAAUCUCGUUGUCGACAGCAAUGCAAAUGUGCCAACAUAUGAUGAAGAUCAUUGGCUUUGGCUGAAAAUUGGCAACAAUGCUGUAAGUUCAACGAUUAUGUGUUACAACUCAGACUGUUUGCGUUGUAUUUUGGUAAAUGUGAACGUGCAUGAUUAUACGAGAAGUCCGGAUUUCGAGCCACUGAGAGAGUUGAAGAAGUAUCGUCUGCGUAUGAAUCCAAAAGAACCGUCCAUGGGUGUCUAUUUUGAUGUCUACAAAAGUGGUUUGUUCAAAGUUGGCGAUCAAAUAUAUGUUCAGUAUAAGUAAAUAAAUCAGUUAUCGCUUAAUCCGAUCCAAUUGAA
Messenger RNA from Ceratitis capitata (Mediterranean fruit fly), 1165 nucleotides. RefSeq names its product mitochondrial amidoxime-reducing component 1. The transcript is spliced from 3 exons. NCBI's taxonomy places the organism in Eukaryota, Metazoa, Arthropoda, Insecta, Diptera, Tephritidae. Bases 159 to 1130 code for a protein of 323 amino acids. Gene Ontology annotation, molecular function: molybdenum ion binding; pyridoxal phosphate binding; catalytic activity. The record is from RefSeq and is a predicted model, not a curated record.